Messenger RNA from Arachis stenosperma, 678 nucleotides. Its product is annotated as transcription initiation factor TFIID subunit 13-like. The transcript has 5 exons. The coding region runs from base 1 to 408 and encodes 135 amino acids. The record is from RefSeq and is a predicted model, not a curated record. Gene Ontology annotation, molecular function: protein heterodimerization activity. NCBI's taxonomy places the organism in Eukaryota, Viridiplantae, Streptophyta, Magnoliopsida, Fabales, Fabaceae. Gene Ontology annotation, biological process: transcription by RNA polymerase II.
AUGAGCAGUUGCGGUGGUGGAAGCUCGUCGAAACCAAGAAUUGCUUCUUCUCAACCUUCCGAAACUUCUUCAAAGUGCAAAAGAGGAGUUUUCCAAAAAGAACUGCAGCAUAUGAUGUACGGCUUUGGAGAUGAUCCCAAUCCUCUUCCUAAAAGUGUGGCGCUUAUGGAGGAUAUUAUUGUGGAAUAUGUCACGGAAUUGGUACAUAAAGCUCAAGAUAUUGGAUCACAGAGAGGGAAACUAUCAGUUGAGGAUUUCCUUUAUUUGAUUCGCAAGGAUUUGCCAAAACUUAAUCGAUGUACAGAAUUGUUAUCUAUGAAUGAAAAGCUGAAACAGGCAAGAAAGGUUUUCGAAUCAGAUGAAGAGAAAUUGAGGAAGGUUUUUGAAGUGGACGAACCAGUUGAAUGAUGAAUGAGAAAAAGAUCAUUGAAUUGCACCAAAUACACCAUUCCUGUUCUGACAUCUCUAGAUCAAAUUUUUGGAAUUUGAGUAUGUCUUACAUUUGAAAAUAGCCAACCUAGAUAUUUAAAUAGUUGAAUUGUAACUUCCUAAUAUAUUUGUUCUCCUAUUUAUUGUGUCCAUGAUCUUGUGAUUAGAAGAAAAUAAUUUUUAACACCCUAGAGUAACUAUCUUAAACCAAAAAGAAAUUAUUUGGUCUUAGCAGGAUAUUUUUUGUUA